Stomoxys calcitrans (stable fly) is the source of this 730-nucleotide messenger RNA. Its product is annotated as cilia- and flagella-associated protein 276. The transcript is spliced from 2 exons. Bases 133 to 642 code for a protein of 169 amino acids. The record is from RefSeq and is a predicted model, not a curated record. Lineage: Eukaryota; Metazoa; Arthropoda; Insecta; Diptera; Muscidae.
ACAAACAGACAAGAAAACAUUUUAAUACACAAAAAAUAAACAUUAUUAAUUCCUGAAAAUUAAACAACAAACCAAAACUCCUCCCGUACACUAAUUGCCAAAAACAAAACAACUACUAAGAAAAUACAAAACAUGUUAAGAGUGCGCAAUUAUUCCUAUGCACCACAUUUGCAAAGAGAAGGACGUUUGAUUUGCCCCUUGCCCUCGCCACCAAAAGUUGAUUCGAAUGGUGAAUGGCAUGCGAAUUUAAAGCCCUGUGAACGUCUAUUCUAUCAUCAAACAUUGGCUUCCGCUCGUGCCAGCAAACGUUUCGUUGCCACUUCGCAGAUACCUAAGGACUCCUUGGAUUUCAAGCUGCAGUCACGUUAUAUACAUUCUAGGGAGAUUUUUCCUGAAUUGAUCGAUUAUGUACUGCAGCCAGAGACGUGCUGUCAAAUGCCGCAAACAUUCAGGGUACUUAGAAAUACCAUCGACAUAAAAUUACCGAAACCUGAGAAAAAUGGGCAUCCAUUGAAAAUAGGCGGCUUGAAGGAGAAGAUAUCACCCCACAGUGUAAAGUUAAUAAACAGUGGACCUCAUACACAGAUGGUCAAUAAUGGUUAUUCUCGUCAACCGGCAGAUGGCAAUUUCUUCCGUUACUAAUGCUUCAAGGACUUGUUUUUGUUUUGGCAAACAAAUUUACUCUCUUUUUCCUAAUAAAAAUUUUUGCGAGUGAUUUGACGGUACAAAA